GAACGUCUUGCUCCAUGGGGUGACCCGUUUGUGUGCGCGUUUUUACCCCUUAGACCGGGGGCAGCGGUGCGGCGCGUCUCCCCGUCACCUCGGGGCCACCGCGCAGUGUGCCCCCCUCCCCCACCGCGAGUUCUCGGGCCCGGCACCUUGUACGGAAGGCCGAGGUCCAAGUCAGUUGUUGCCGUCCGCUCUUGUUCCCGUUGUAACACAAUUCUCGCAGCUUGCUCCCCCUCACCCCCAGGCCUUCCAGGGCACCGCAGAACCGUACCAUUUGCUCCCUGUUAGUUGGAAAGCAUCUGGUGGCUUGAAUUUCUGACUCAUAUGAUUGUUGCUGGAGUCCUGUAAACAAACCGGCACCAGCGCUAUCACAUUCUCCCCGGGAUUUCCCCCUGCUCUGUGGCUUCUUGUUGAGAGGUUUGCUUACGGGUUAGCGUCGGAAGGAUUCAGGUUUUCCUUUUAGGUGGCUUUUCUACGUGUCGGUGGAGCCGGGAGAUCACUUCCCUGGUUCAUUUUAUUCCUGUUAACUGGCCCUUCAGUGAAUCAACAGACCUAUUUUCUCAGGAGCUCAGCCUGGCCCUACUUCAGUGAUAAAGAAGGAAAGAAAAAUUAAGCUUCGUGUCGAUGGGACUCGAUUAGAUGUGUGGUGCACAUGCGCGCAUACUGAGGGCUCGUGGUGGAACUUGCUGCCCAUCGCGGUUCGCGAGCAGCGUUGAGAGCAGUGCUGGAGCGCAUCCUGCUGCGGGACUUCUCACCCGGAAUUCUGCUUAGGCUGGCCACUAUAAACAUCAUUCAAGAUGUCCAACAAAGGGAGCAGCGCAGAUGGCAAAACAGACUUAGCCAAUGGAAGCUUGUCUAGCAGUCCGGAGGAGAUGUCUGGCGCUGAGGAGGGCCGGGAGACAUCCUCAGGCAUUGAAGUGGAGGCCUCGGACCUGAGCUUAAGCCUGACCGGGGAUGAUGGUGGCCCCAAUCGCACCAGCACAGGAAGUCGGGGCACAGAUACAGAGAGCUCGGGGGAAGACAAGGACUCCGACAGCAUGGAGGACACUGGCCAUUACUCCAUCAACGAUGAAAACCAGGUCCAUGACCGAUCAGAGGAAGAAGAGGAAGAGGAGGAGGAGGAGGAGGAGCGUCCUAGGCGUCGGGUCCAGCGGAAGCGGGCCAGCCGGGACCAGGACUCGUCAGAUGAUGAGCGGGCCCUGGAGGACUGGGUGUCUUCGGAGACGUCCGCCCUGCCGCGCCCUCGCUGGCAAGCCCUCCCUGCUCUGCGGGAGCGGGAGCUGGGCUCCAGCGCCCGCUUCGUGUAUGAGGCUUGUGGGGCAAGAGUCUUUGUGCAGCGUUUCCGCCUGCAGCACGGGCUGGAGGGCCAUACUGGCUGUGUCAACACCCUGCACUUUAACCAGCGCGGCACCUGGCUGGCCAGUGGCAGCGAUGACCUGAAGGUGGUGGUUUGGGACUGGGUGCGGCGGCAGCCGGUACUGGACUUCGAGAGCGGCCACAAGAGCAACGUCUUCCAGGCCAAGUUCCUUCCCAACAGCGGUGAUUCCACCCUGGCCAUGUGUGCCCGCGAUGGGCAGGUGCGGGUAGCAGAGCUGUCUGCCACGCAGUGUUGCAAGAACACAAAGCGUGUGGCCCAGCACAAGGGAGCGUCCCACAAGUUGGCCCUGGAACCGGACUCUCCCUGUACGUUCCUAUCUGCAGGUGAAGAUGCGGUUGUCUUCACCAUUGACCUCAGACAAGACCGGCCAGCUUCGAAACUGGUGGUGACAAAAGAAAAGGAGAAGAAAGUGGGGCUGUAUACGAUCUAUGUGAACCCUGCCAAUACCCACCAGUUUGCGGUGGGUGGACGAGAUCAGUUUGUAAGGAUUUACGACCAGCGAAAAAUCGAUGAGAACGAGAACAAUGGCGUGCUCAAGAAAUUCUGUCCUCAUCACCUGGUGAACAGUGAGUCCAAAGCAAACAUCACCUGUCUUGUGUACAGCCACGACGGCACAGAGCUCCUGGCCAGCUACAACGACGAAGACAUUUACCUCUUCAACUCCGCUCACAGCGAUGGGGCCCAGUACGUGAAGAGAUACAAGGGCCACCGGAAUAACGCCACAGUAAAAGGCGUCAAUUUCUAUGGCCCCAAGAGUGAGUUUGUGGUGAGCGGCAGUGACUGCGGGCACAUCUUCCUCUGGGAGAAGUCAUCGUGCCAGAUCGUCCAGUUCAUGGAGGGGGACAAGGGAGGCGUGGUGAACUGUCUCGAGCCCCACCCUCACCUGCCUGUGCUAGCAACCAGUGGCCUUGACCACGAUGUCAAGAUCUGGGCACCCACAGCUGAAACUUCCACCGAGCUGACAGGGCUGAAGGACGUGAUAAAGAAGAACAAGCGGGAGCGCGAUGAAGACAGCUUGCACCACACCGACCUGUUUGACAGCCACAUGCUCUGGUUCCUCAUGCACCACCUGAGACAGAGACGCCACCACCGGCGCUGGCGAGAGCCCGGGGUUGGGGCCCCAGAUGCCGACUCCGAGGAGUCUCCCAGCUCCUCAGACACAUCAGACGAGGACGAGGGCCCCGACCGUGUGCAGUGCAUGCCGUCCUGAGGCCUUGUCGCCAGGAGGGGCGGGCUGGGGCUGCUGGCCCGAUCCUGCCUGGACAGCCCUUUCCUGUGCCAGGCCCUUCCAUUCAGCAGACACGCACUUUGGACUUUUUGCUUUAGAUAAAAAAGAAAGACAUCCCAGGAGAAAGACCAGAGGGGGAGCGAACCCGCGGAGUAGCUAAGAGUGGGAGCCACGCCCCGGGAUGGGCUCCGUGGAGAGGUGCACAGGGCUCAGCAGAAAUGGCCUCUCCCCAAAGCCUUGUUUUUUGGGAGGGGGGAGCCUAUUUUGUUAACUGGUUUGGGGUAGGGAAUGGGGUUUCCUUUUCUUUAAUCUCCCUUGUUUCUGGGGUGGGGGGGUGGGGAUAACGGGCUGUUCAGUACCCAUGGGCCAGAGUGGGGGUGGUAGGAGUGCCACUCUCUCUCUGGUUUAGGUUUUUGGCCUUUUUCUUCUUUAUUUUUUAAAAGUCUGUGACAGUUGCAUUUCCCCCCCCCCCCCGAACAACCCCAACCCAGGAUCUUGUUUUUUCUGGGGAGUCCUUAGAGCCCCUAACCACCCCACACUCUUCACUUUCCUUCCCACCCGUUCACCCUCUGUACUUCCCGCAGUGUUUCACACUUGAAGAUAAUGUGUCGAUCACGCUCUUCUCUUAAUCCCGUCACCCCUAACUUGGUCUGGUGAGGGGGGCUGGGGGAAGCGGGAGGAGGGGCGGAAGUGGAGGAAGGAUAGAAGGACGUGUUACCUCUUCUGUUACUUUUAAAACAAAGUUGUUUGGUGGCAGCAAUCUCUUUGCCCUGUCACUGUUAGAGGCCUAAUUUUAUAUCUAUAAAUAUAUUAAAAAGCAAGUCAAACUUGGAUGUAUCACGUUAAAAUUAUUUUCAGUUUAAAUACCUACAUAUUCUGACCGCAAUAAAGGGACUGAAAAGAGAGCGCAGAAGUAACGAUGUCGCGGUCGCACUGGGGUCAGCCCACCCUGUGUGUGUGGCCAGUGGAGAUCAGGGCGAACCCCUUAGGUUCUUAGAGGCUCCAGAAUGGAAGGAGCCUCAAUUUGGCACUUCCUUGCCUCCUGCCACGGUUUUGGGGUUGGGAAAACAGGAAUUUCCUUUCAGUUCUUUGCCUCAGCUCGCCUACCUCUCCUCCUGUUCUGUGGGGUCCCCAGGAUGGCUCUCCCAACCAGAGGCUGGCCUGUCUUUAAAACUUGACUGAACUCGGGACUUCGGAAAGGGUGCUGUCGCUGCGGACUGUCCUACGUCCGUGACAGAGGACACGUUCAUGCUAGUGUCAGCUGCUUCGUUCUUUAAGCCGCCCACCUCCCCCCAGCAGCUCCCUUCCUAGGGGAAGAGCAUUGUCGCCAGAGCCCUCCUGGGCUGACCUUUACAGCCUGUCCACCUCUUGAGACCUUGCGGUCAAGGGACACGUUGAGGGUGCAGGCCGCUGGGGCUUGGACACGUGUCUCGUCGCCGGUCACGGCUCUGAAAGUCGCAGUUGCGUUCCCGCCUGUUGCUUGUGCUGCUAUCUCUCUGCGCCCCAUCCCGGAGCUCUGCACCCCGGGGCGGUGCGCUUCUACUAGAACUGGCCGGGAAGGAAGGGAACAGCAAAAGCAUGGAAUUCCCAGACACUCCUUCCUCCCGUCCCUUUUCUUAGCAACUGUCAGACCAGAUGUGAGUGCCGCACUGCCACCCUGAGGUAGGCGACGUGUGGCCACAGUGGUCUGCGUUCCCACGGCUGCUGGCGUGAGGGAAUGGCCUAAAAACCAUGCACUCUGGAAUUUGUGUAUUUUCUCUCAGUAAAGCUGUUUUUUUUUUUUUCUUUCUGA
Molecule: messenger RNA, 4395 nt
Organism: Lutra lutra (Eurasian river otter)
Lineage: Eukaryota; Metazoa; Chordata; Mammalia; Carnivora; Mustelidae
Gene: DCAF8
Product: DDB1 and CUL4 associated factor 8
Exons: 15
Coding region: 795-2585 (596 amino acids)
Cellular component (GO): Cul4-RING E3 ubiquitin ligase complex; cytoplasm
Molecular function (GO): protein binding
Source: RefSeq, a predicted model, not a curated record